AGAGCGAGCGACAGCCAACGAAAGACGGACGAAAAGAGCGAGAAAAGAAACCAAAGGAGCGUAAGUCGAAGUAGAUGAAGGUAAACAAAUCCAAGGUCCUCGCUCUUACAUCGCGCGCAUGUGAAGAGGAGUUGUGGAUGUUUCAAGUUGUGCUGCUUGACUUUGACCUCAUAGAUAGUUAACCAACUAACUGGUAACUAGUCCACCAACUAACUCACUAGUUAGUGUGACGUAGAGGCACCAUCAGCCACCAAAACGCCAACAACAUCGAUAACUGCGAUCAACACUCGACGGAGGACGCUUGACGGCGGCAGAUACGCAUAUACAGGCCAUCGAGAUGCCCAAGUUCGAACCCAAUGCCAUCCUCCGGGGCGCGCAGCUGACGCUCGUGGGCGCACACAGGGCGUUGCAGAACCCGGGGCUCUUCAAGUCGGAGCAUUACAAACAGGCUGCCCUCGCUGUCUGCAGUGGGAUAGCCAUCCACCUCGUCGUUGCGAUCCCGAUCGUUGCUGUCAAGCUGGUGAUAUGGCUUCUCUCCUGGGUUAUGGACCUCGAGAGUGCUGUGUGGGAUGAUAAAGUGGUCGGGACACUGGACUUCGUGUCCAACUAUGUCCUUCAGGUGCCAUUUUUCCUCAUGACCCUGAUGCGGUAUAUCACGCCAACCCUGGACAAUAUGUUCAUGGAGUCCCUACGUUGGGUUGAUAUAACCUAUACGCAGAAGCACAAGGACGAUGACCCGACGACACUCCGGCCAAUGUACUAUGAUAACCUGCGGAUGUACUCCAAAGGCGGCAUGUCUCAUGGUAAAAAAUCGAGCCUUGCGCCUCUCAAGGCCUUUGCCAUUCGCUACGGAAAACGAACCGGCAUGGCGCUGGCAGUCUACAUUCUCUCACACCUCCCCUUAGUCGGCCGCUUCGUUCUUCCAUGUGCAAGUUUCUAUACCUUCAACAAGGCUGUUGGUCUAGGACCAGCGGCUGUGGUCUUUGGAACCGGUCUGGUACUACAUAAAAAGUAUCUGAUUGUCUUUCUGCAGAGUUACUUUGCCUCUCGCAGCUUGAUGAGAGAGUUGCUUGAGCCGUAUUUCAGCCGAGUCAAAUUCACUGCUGAUCAGAAACGACGGUGGUUCCUCGACAGAGAUGGAGUGCUGUUUGGAUUUGCAGUUGGGUUCUACCUUAUGAUUCGCAUCCCCGUGUUGGGAGUCUUGCUCUAUGGCAUUGCAGAGGCGUCAACGGCAUACCUGGUCACCAAGAUCACUGAUCCGCCGCCACCGCCAGCCUACUCUGAAGGCUUCGCUGAAGGACAAGUGGCAUGGACGAACAAGCAUCUCUUCCUUAAGCUCCCCCUAGACUCUCUCGACUUUCCCGUUGUCAAAGCUCGCGAAGGAAAGAAAAUAUCCUGA
Messenger RNA from Trichophyton rubrum CBS 118892, 1399 nucleotides. RefSeq lists its product as uncharacterized. Bases 338 to 1399 code for a protein of 353 amino acids. The transcript is spliced from 5 exons. The record is from RefSeq and is a predicted model, not a curated record. Lineage: Eukaryota; Fungi; Ascomycota; Eurotiomycetes; Onygenales; Arthrodermataceae.